UAUAUAUUAUAAUCGUACAGAAUGAAUGACGAAGACGAGGAAGAGGAAAACACCUUUGGUGUUGUACGCUACCCGUGCAUGCCUUCCUUGGUCGCGUUACAGCAGAUGAGAAACCGACUACAUCUUGCUUUCCUCGGCCGGAAGCUGAUGAAAUGGACUGCUCUGGCCACUGGCAGGGAACUAAGGCACCUCGCCUCCAAGUUAUAUGAGGUAUACGAAGGUUUCGGCGAGGAUAUGAGAAACGCUUUCAUCCUUCUCGCAAGAAGUCGAUACUUCUACCCGCAGCUGAACAACAUUGUGACAGAGGAUAUUCCUAGAACGGCGGCUGUGGUGGUCCAGCAAUACACAAAACAAGUUUCAAGUGUCAAAAUAGUGCAGUUCGAAAUAAUUGAGACAGAAUACCCACCCUACGAGCAUUUGGGGAUAGAGAGAGGCGGUCAGACUAUACAGGAGACUAAGAAAGCUUGGUUGGACUUGCUCAAAAGAAUCAUCAUGAUGAUGCAGUUACGAGCCAGCUUCCUGACGGUGGAGAUCGCCAACAAGAACGCUACAAAAAAAGUGAACGUGCUUGCAAAAAUCGUCAUCCCAAGGCUGAACGUCACCUCACACUACAUCCUCUCUGAACUAGAAGAGAAGGAGAGGGAAGAGGUGUUCCGUCUGAAAAGGGUGAAACAGAAGAAGGACUCUGAGAAGAAAUUGGACGAAAUGCAGAGGAGAGCUGAAACAGUUCCCAAAGCCAUAUCUGCAGAAUUAGUGAUACUAAAGAGUGAAAAUGAACCUGCGCCGCGGAAAAAGCCUGAACCGAACAUUAGAAAUAGCCAACAAUAAAUAUAUACCAAACGUGAGCUUAAAAUUUAGUAUAGGGAGGAUUGUUUUAAUAAAACCGAAUUUUACA
Pararge aegeria (speckled wood butterfly) is the source of this 895-nucleotide messenger RNA. RefSeq names its product V-type proton ATPase subunit D 1-like. Lineage: Eukaryota; Metazoa; Arthropoda; Insecta; Lepidoptera; Nymphalidae. The coding region runs from base 22 to 828 and encodes 268 amino acids. The transcript has 6 exons. Gene Ontology annotation, cellular component: proton-transporting V-type ATPase complex; vacuolar membrane. The record is from RefSeq and is a predicted model, not a curated record. Gene Ontology annotation, molecular function: proton-transporting ATPase activity, rotational mechanism.